AUGAUCGAGCAUCUCUAUGUCGAGGAACCGACCGACAAUGAGAUCCAGAUCGGUGCGAUCAACGGCAUGCUUGAGAAUCUCAACGAUCCAUACACCACCUUUAUCCCGGCGGAUCUGGAGCGUGAUUUCAACAAGGACAUGCGCGGCGAGUAUGUCGGGAUCGGCGCCGAGGUGAUCCUGCGUGAUGGUUGGCUGACCAUCGCGUCUCCAAUGGACGACUCCCCGGCAUGGAAAGCGGGUGUCAUGGCCGACGACAAGGUCGUGAAGAUCGACGGCGAAUCCACAUGGGGAUAUACGAUCAACGACUCGAUCGACAAACUCCUCGGCGAACCCAACACCAAUGUGACGAUCACUGUCGAACGCAACGGUGUUGAGCAAGAAAUCACGAUCACACGAGAUCACAUCAAAGUCCAAGCCGUGAAGGGGUUCAUGCGCAGCGAUGGCGGCGAGGGUCCUUGGCGCUAUAUCAUCGACGACUCCACCAAUAUCGCGUACAUCCGGCUGACCCAGUUCAUCCCUGGCUGUGCUCAGGAGCUCAAAGAAGCGAUCGAGACCGCGACGGCGAACGCGGGAGGCGAGCUCGAGGGUUUGAUCCUCGAUCUGCGUUACAACCCAGGCGGACUGCUGAAUGAAGCUGUGGAGAUUGCGGAUCUGUUCCUUGAAGACGGCGUGAUUGUGACCACAAAGGGCAGAGCACACGAAGAUCGCUCCGAGAGUGCAUCCAAAAAUGGCACACUCCCGCAUUUCCCGAUGAUCACACUCAUCAACGGUAACUCCGCGUCGGCUUCCGAAAUUCUCUCCGGAGCACUCGCGGAUCAUGGACGCUCCAUCAUCAUCGGCGCUCGAUCAUUCGGGAAGGGAUCUGUCCAGACGGUGCGCCCGCUUGAAUCUGGCGCGGGAACGCUCAAGAUGACUGAGCAGUACUACUACCUUCCUUCCGGACGCUUGCUCCAUCGCCGAGACGAUUCGACUGUGUGGGGCGUAGACCCUACGCCGGGCUAUUACCUCUCGAUGACCGAUCAAGAGCGGAUCAACAUGCUCAACGCUCGCAGAGAAAACGAGAUCCUCCACAAAGUGGAAGGUCCGGAACUCACGAAUCGGGAUGAGAUUCUUGAGGCGCUCGAUGAUGUCCAGCUUACUGCUGCGGUCAAUGUGUUGAACAACCGUCUCGCGACUGGAGAGUUUGCGCCAGUCGGGAUUGAAUCCAACCAACCCGAUGAUGCCGCGUUUGAGGAGCUGGUCGCACUGCGAUUGCAAGAGGAACGCAUCCUGCGUCAGCUCGAGCGGAUCAAUCGACGCGUAACCGCGAUCGAGAGUGUGGUGAAUUCUGAUGAAGACCCGCUCGAUCUGUGGGACGAUGAUCGUCAGGUCGCAGGUGGUCAGCUCAUCGUUAAGGAUGCGGAGGGGAAUCUGGUUACCACGCUUGAGAUCACUGGACCAAACCUUGAACGCUGGCUCAUCGAUGCAGAUGUCAAGAUAUUGGACAAUGAUGACAUCGAGGGCGACUCGACGAUCGUGCGUUCGUCCGUCGUCGCAUCGCAGACCGAAACCCAUGCUGAAUACGGCGGGGUGGUUCCAGAGAUCGCCUCUCGUCUCCACGAGAUCAACAUCCUUCCCGUUCUCAAGCAAGCGAUCGAUGAAGCGGGUGUUGAGCUCGAACACAUCGACGCGAUCACAGUGGGACAUCGACCUGGUUUGGUCGGUUCGUUGUUGGUCGGAUUGUCAGCCGCGAAAGCGUUGAGCUGGUCACUCAACAAACCACUGAUCGGCGUCGACCAUGUGCAUGCACACCUCUACGCACCAUUCCUUGAUGCUCAAGAUGUACCAACUUUCCCGGCGUUGGGGCUCGUGAUCUCUGGAGGUCACACCUCGCUCUAUCGCAUGGACUCCCCUACCAAACUCACACGCUUGGGCGCCACGAUCGAUGACGCGAUCGGAGAAGCGUUCGACAAAGCAGCGUCAAUUCUGGAUCUGCCAUAUCCCGGCGGUCCGCAUAUCGACAAGCUCGCACAAGAUCCAGAUGCGAAUGAUCGACUUGUCGAUUUCCCAAUCUCAAGACUCGGGAAGGACUCGCUGGAUUUCAGUUACUCGGGAUUGAAAACAGCGCUGUUGUAUGCCGCGAAGGGAAAGCCCAAUCCGCCCAAACUCCCAGGAAAACCACAGCGGAUCGCGGAACCUGCUCCGGAGCUGACAGCGGAUCGUGUUCGUGAUCUCGCGGCGAGUUUCCAGAGAGCCGCGGUCCGCGCCCUGACGAUCAAAGCACAAAGGGCGCUGGACACGAAUCCGGAUCUCACUUCCAUCAUCAUCGGAGGCGGCGUCAGCGCCAACACGCGUGUCCGAUCUGAGUUUGCUCAUCUCGCACAGGACAAUGACUGCUCGCUGCAUAUCCCAGAGAUGAAAUACUGCGUGGACAACGCCGCGAUGAUCGGGGCGCUUGGAUCGGUCAUGUUCGAGGCUGGUCACUGCGAUGAUCUCACUCUCGCCGCGACCCCAACCACGGCGUGCUGA
Molecule: messenger RNA, 2508 nt
Organism: Symbiodinium sp. CCMP2592
Lineage: Eukaryota; Dinophyceae; Suessiales; Symbiodiniaceae
Source: the annotation of a GenBank genome assembly